This is a messenger RNA of Aureobasidium namibiae CBS 147.97, 1221 nucleotides long. RefSeq names its product acetylxylan esterase. Gene Ontology annotation, molecular function: carboxylic ester hydrolase activity. The transcript is spliced from 3 exons. Bases 1 to 1221 code for a protein of 406 amino acids. NCBI's taxonomy places the organism in Eukaryota, Fungi, Ascomycota, Dothideomycetes, Dothideales, Saccotheciaceae. The record is from RefSeq and is a predicted model, not a curated record.
AUGGGUCUCUCUACCCUGGUAAAGUGUAUACUUGCACCCGUACUCGCUUCAGCAACCAUACUUCAAAAUGGUCAAGUACGAGAUACAGUCUUCGCCAACACGAGCAUUGCCUCUGUCAACUCCAACUGGACUUCCUAUCCCCCGAACACCACUGAAAUCUCCUACAAAGGUCGUUGGGAUACCCAACACAUAUCCUGGUGGUCAGCACCAGGACUCAAACUCGGCUUCACCGGCGACAAACUCGCCAUAAGUUUUGGACAACACACUUCGCAAGGUGUGCUUGUUACAUACAGAUUUGCAGGCCAGGACUGGAUGUUCAGCAACGUGACUGCAAAUUCUACGCAUCAGUUUGUCGAUGCAUCGACUCUUGGGUUCGACUUGACGUUGCAAACGCAAAGACCGCAGACUUUUGAAUUGAGAGUUACGAAUUAUGCUUAUGGUGUUCAGAUCGCGGGUGUACAUGUCGCUGAACACGCAAGACUAGUCCAGAUUCCAAACUUUGGCGCAAAGAUAGAGGUGAUAGGGGAUUCGCUGUCUGCGGGCCAAUACGCUACGUACGAAGGUAUCUCCAGCUAUGCCUGGGGACUAGGCGCUGGACUGGGCAAUGUGGAGUUCGAUAUCACCGCUUAUCCCGGUAUCUGUCUGGUUGACCAAAAUUGCUGGGGCAAUGCUCAUGGACAAGUCUACCAAUGGCUACGCACCUCGGAUACUUCGUCACGCUCAGUCGACAUCUAUGGCGACUCUCCACCACUCUGGGACUUUGCGGCUCACCAACAAUCAGAUAUUGUGGUGAUCAAUCUGGGCACCAACGACAAUAACACGCACAACAACGUCACCAACGAAAAAUAUCUCAACACAUAUAUUGAUUUUGUGGCGGAGGUGCAUGGGAAGUAUCCCCACGCGCAGAUCAUACUCAUCGCACUCUGGAAUGGAUUCGAUCAAGUUGGUAACACAUAUCAGCAAGGCGGUGCUUUUGUGGAUGAGAUAAAGCAGGUGUAUGCGCAUUACAAACAUGAGGGAUUCGUGCAUUACUUCAACACGACUGGAAUCUUGCAGCAUAAUGAUAUUGGGCCGCAGUAUCAUCCUACUGAUGUUGGACAUGUUAAACUUGCGAGCCACUUGAUGCAGUACAUCAAGCUAAAGUUUGGUUGGGUGUUUGGGGCUACGGGGCCGGAGGUACAGGCGGAUACGCUGUAUUGGAACGAUGAGGCAAAUUACUGA